Messenger RNA from Clavispora lusitaniae ATCC 42720, 1284 nucleotides. RefSeq lists its product as uncharacterized. Lineage: Eukaryota; Fungi; Ascomycota; Pichiomycetes; Serinales; Metschnikowiaceae. Gene Ontology annotation, biological process: RNA processing. The record is from RefSeq and is a predicted model, not a curated record. Gene Ontology annotation, molecular function: ribonuclease III activity.
AUGGGCUAUGUAUUUAUUUUGCCACAACUAUCUCGCCGAAGCUUCCAUACUUCUAAAGGAAUGAGAUCUGACUUUGCCAAUUCUCGAUUUGCCGACACUUCCAAGCAGGCGCUUCUUAGUCCUUGGUUUCGCCAUCACCUAUUCAUACUUGGCUUUGAUUAUAUAAAGCUCCAGGCCUAUAAGAAAUUGUCAUCUCUUAUUUUUCAAGGUGGAGGUGGCAUUAUAAAGAAUACUGUUUUCGAGAUUUCUCUGUUCGUAAAGAGAGAAUGGGCCACAAACUCGUCUUUGCUCCAACAGGUUGUCCCUCUCAUGACCAUAGAUCCAGCUAUCAACCUGUCAAACUUCAAAUGGUUUUAUGUUUCGAUUGGAUAUAUGAUGCUUACUGAAGAAGAAGCCAGCAUCGAGUCCUUGACUGACAAAGUGGUGGAAUUGUACCUAGAGCUGGGCGGAUCUCACCUCCCUUUGAAUGCUCCUUCCAAUUCCAUAGAAAAUCGCGUUCGUAAAAUAACAAAGCGGUACUAUAAUGCUGUGAAGAUAGACUACAGAAAGUUAUACGAUCCGUUGUAUGGAGAUCGGUGCAUAAGGAUGGGUAAUGACACCGAGCUCAUAAUGUUACCACCACUUCCGCAAAUCAAGUCCAAGCAAUUGUUGGCCAAAGCCCUUCUACAUAAGGAAUUGUACCGUGCAUUUGAAUCUCCGGACCAUUGUGUUUAUCAGAGUUUAGUACAUUAUGGGCUAUCUGUUUCGCCUUCCAUCUUGAAGAUUGUCAAGUACGACUUACUGUUUUUAGAUGGCUUGGGUGAUUUCUUUUUGGCAAAGGAGUCAUCAGAAUUUUUGUACUUGUUCCGCCAAAAGUACCCAUUUUCUGACGAUGAUUCUUUUGGAAAGAAAACAUAUAACUUGUUAAAAACAAUCUUAGCUACUAAUACGUUGUUGCUGAGAUUGGCUAUUGCAUACAAUUUGCAUUCUUCUCUCAAUGAUCCAUUCGUCUCCGACUUGUUUUAUUCCUCUUAUAUUUCAACUAUUUUGAAAAGGACAGAAAACCCUGAUCCCAUGCUUGUUCGUUACGAAGAGGAAUUUGUGGCCGAUUAUUUUGAACAGUAUGUUGGUGCACUUUAUCUUGAACAGCCGCAAGUGGCAAAAGAAUGGAUCAACUCUUUGUUUGAAAGAAUACUAUCUCUGAUCACAGAUUCUUACCGAGUACAAAGCCGCCGAAAGAAAAGAGCCUCGUGUCAUUACGAUUAUAGGGCUUGGAGUGUUGAUAUGAUUGGCAGGUCCAUAUAA